AGUUAGGCGUUCUGGAAAUCUCGUGCGUUGGCGGAGUUGGACCUGGCCUGUAGUGUCUGGGAAGGCCGAGGGUUCCCAGAGUGGGAGGUCCUGGCCCACAUCUGCGUGGGCGGCGACGGAACGGCUACCCGUGUGUGGCCGAGCUGCGGGUGUCGACUGGGCGGCCGCCUACCUUUCGUUAAGUCGCGGGCUGCGAAAUCGGCACACCGGGUCUCCCACUAUUCACUGCUGACUCCCCUCCCCCACCCCCCUCGAACACCACCCAACUGCAAAACAAGCUGGGUCCCAGCUGAGGUCUUAGAGGGAGUGUGUGUGUGCCUUUUACGUUUUCUGUACUUCUGAGGUCCCCACUCGCGUCCCCAGCCAGAGUGCCCUCGUUUUCUUGACAAUUAUUUUUGAAAGACAUUUGAGUAGAAAUACAAACAGUCCUCUGUAUCUAUUUUACCCGUUGGUGUGGCCAUGCUGGCGCCACCGUUAUUUCUCAACUUCCUCAGGACAGUUUGUACAGAACUGCCUUGUAGGAGGUUCCCAAACGUGGCAGUUUUUUCAAAGAUGGUUUAAUUUAGUAAAGCUCCCAAUGAAUGGUAUUCUGAUAGUAUGUUUUCGUUAAGUAAUUACUUGGAUAUAUUCUCAAAGGGUUUGCUUAGGCAGAUAGAAUGGUUUUGUCCUGACUUUCGGGGAGAUGAAAUGUUGCUUUUAAAUAGUCAGCGUUUUACUAUGACACAUUAGUUGCUUUUUAUUAAAAGUUAUCCCCUUGUAUAAUGGCCAUAACUAAACUGUGCCACUUAACCCCAUGAAACUUAUUACUCUGUACUGUGCAGUUAAGGACAUUAUGUCAUACUAUUCUGCUUUUUAAAAGGACCCACGGGAGAAAUUUUUCAUGGGUAUCUGUCCAGAACAGCUGUGAUUCUCCUAAGCAACAGAUUUGUUUUUUGACUUCAGGACAGUGGAAUCAUUUAACCACUUGUUUUCUAUUUUGUGAUGACUGUUUGGUAGCCCAAGAACCGAUUUAAUAUAUUUCUGUCAAAAAGUGAAGGACCAAUGGCUUGCAUUAGAAUGCUAACCUCCUGCAGUAUUUUCACUUUGUUUUUCCUACCACGGUUUUCCCCUUACCACUGAAUGAAUUUAAUUUUCUUAUGUAUUUGUUAGCCUUCAUGAACAGUAUUUUAGAAUGAGACAGAACCUACACACUGACACAGUUUAGGAUUGACAAUCUCUGCGCUUCUGAGAAUUACAGGUUAGACUAUACAAUACCCUCAGAAAAUCAGGAGAAGGGAGAAGAUAGGAAGAAAUUAGGAGAAUAAAAGGAGCAUAUGGACAGGGAGGUGCAUACAAUAGUGGAUGGCACAGCACCUCAGAACAUUUUUACCUACUGUGAUUAAUAGUAAAAAACUUAAAGGAAAAAUAUGAGCAAUUUGAUGAUAUAUUUACAAAAGUGAGCAAGUCAUUUUCUUGUAGAAACAGUUUUGUCCAACAAAGUCAGUGUUUUUGUGCAUGUUUGGAAUAGACACAGAUGCUUAAUUUAUCUUUCUUGAAAUGUAACUUCAUAAAUUUAAAUGUUAUUUCCCAAAAUAUUUGCUGGGUUUCACAGAAGCAGGUUUUGUUUGCUUGGUUUGUUUUUUUGUUGUUUUUAAUAUCCUGGGAGUACUGGUAGGACUUUUCCUAUGGAUUUAAUAGUACUGGGUUGCUCACCUUAUAUAGUAAGCUAUUAGUAGCUAUUAGUAGGGUUUUAGGUAUUUAUUUUUUUCUACCAAGAAUUAGCCCAUUUUACUAGAAUAAAUACCUGGAGAUUAAAACUAAACUUAAUUUCAAUAGAAGAUUUGUUCUCAGAAACCAUGGUUAACGCAUAAGAAAUAUUUUAAUAAACUGUGUUUAAGACUUUGUUUUUCUACAUUAUAGUUGAGAUUAAUAAAAAUUCCUGUGUUAUAAGACUUUGUUUUUCUUUAUUAUAGUUGAGAUUACAGACAUCCUGCCAGAAUGCUUUCUUCAAAGCCCAGACUUGUCGUACCCUAUGGCCUCAAGACUCUACUCGAGGGAGUUAGCAGAGCUGUUCUCAAAACCAAACCAUCAAACAUCACCCAGUUUGCAGCGAUUUAUUUUAAAGAACUUAUUGUAUUUAGAGAAGGGAAUAAUUCUCUGGAUAUAAAAGAUCUGAUUAAACAAUUUCAUCAGCUUAAAGUAGAGAAGUGGUCAGAAGGAGUGACACAGGAGAAGAAAUCAGAACCAGAACGAACACCUGUAGUUUCCCAAGAACCUACACGGAUGGAAAAAUCCACGGACACAGAGGAGGAUAAUAUAUCUGCACCACAGUUUAGCAACAAGACCACCCAGUUUCCAUCAAUUAAUACUGAGUGCCCACAGACUGAGGGGACAAGCGAAGCAGUUCGUGGUCCUUCUUCCAAACCAGUCACCCCCAAGACUACCACCCCACCCUCAUCACCAUCUCCAGCAGCUGUCUCAGCAGAGUUUGCCUAUGUCCCAGCUGACCCAGCUCAGUUUGCCACUCAGAUGUUAGCACUAGCAACAAGCGAAGCAGGACAACCACCACCAUAUUCUAACAUGUGGACCCUUUACUGUCUAACUGAUAUGAAUCAACAAAGUCGCCCAUCACCGCCACCAGCACCUGGGCCUUUCCCCCAAGCAACCCUCUAUUUAUCUAAUCCUAAGGAUCCACAGUUUCUGCAGAAUCCACCGCAAGUUACUUCUCCAACUUAUGUGAUGAUGGAGGACACCAAGAAGACCAGUGCCCCACCUUUUAUUUUAGUAGGCUCAAAUGUUCAGGAAGCACAGGAUUGGAAACCUCUUCCUGGACAUGCUGUUGUCUCACAGUCAGAUGGCAUGAAGAGAUAUGCUGCAGUACAAGUACCCAUUGCUAUUCCUGCAGAUCAGAAAUUCCAGAAACAUACCCUAAAUCCCCCAAAUGCUAGUCCUCCUUUAAGUGGAAAAGAUGUCCUCAGACCACAAAGCCCAGUUUUUCUUUCUGUUGCUUUCCCAGUAGAAGAUGUAGCUAAAAAAGGUACAGGAUCUGGUGACAAACGUUCUCCCUUUGGAAGUUAUGGUAUUGCUGGAGAGAUUACUGUGACUACUGCCCAUGUUCACAGAGCAGAAACUAAAAACUGGUAGGUAAAUUUCCCCACCAUAAUAUGUGGGCCUUAACACUAGUGUUUCCAGCAUUCUGUUGACCUAGAAAUUGAGAUUCUCUAGAUUUGAGGCCACUCUGGGAUUAAUCCCCUAGUACAGGAAAAAAAAAAUGGUGUACUUAAUUUGAUGUGGUUGUCUCCAGCUGCCUCAACCACUGCUUAUUAGUAAAUGCCCAACACAUGAACCAUUGGUUUGGAAUUUUUUUUUAAAGGACAAGAUAAACGUAAAAGAGAGACUGGAAACACUGAACAGCUAAGAGACAACAAGACAGGUCUUCACAUUAAGCUCAGGUUAAAUGAAAAAUUGAUUUGUAAGAACACUGUCUUGUUCUUUUCAUUUAACCUGAGCUUAAUGUGAAGACAACAGGGUGAACAAAACCUAGAACCUACCUACACCUUAAGGAGACAGAAAUGUUAAGUAUUGAAAUAAAGGACUGAUACAGGUUUGCCUUUCAUAGUUAUGAUUAGGCAGGGUGUUCAGGCUUGGUUGGGUCCCCUUUGUCAGUGUGACUGUUUUUUACAGGUAUUGGUUACUUAAGAGCUUAGUAACACAGCAGGAGAGCAGACCUUACAAUUAAAUGUUUACGUUAUCCCUGACAGAUGCCGAAAAUGACGCUGUUUUGAGUCAACGUUCAAGGUGGAGUCUGCCACCAAGCGUUAUAUCAAUAAACUUCCUGCAAGCAUUAAA
Marmota monax (woodchuck) is the source of this 3828-nucleotide messenger RNA. RefSeq names its product calcium binding tyrosine phosphorylation regulated (gene Cabyr). Gene Ontology annotation, biological process: sperm capacitation. Gene Ontology annotation, molecular function: calcium ion binding. The coding region runs from base 1978 to 3123 and encodes 381 amino acids. The transcript is spliced from 4 exons. Lineage: Eukaryota; Metazoa; Chordata; Mammalia; Rodentia; Sciuridae. The record is from RefSeq and is a predicted model, not a curated record. Gene Ontology annotation, cellular component: sperm fibrous sheath; cytoplasm.